CUGCAGCAGUCGCCAAACCUGUUCUUCCUCUCCCGGUCUCAGAAGUCUCUCCAGCUGACCGGACUUACGCCUGGCAGCUCUUGGCACACACAGCGCUGUGGCUGAGAUUUAGCCGUGCCAGGCGCUGCCAGGCAGCAGCGGGGCAACCGACCACUUCCUCCUCGACCUCCUUUCUCCCGGCUUCCCCUCCCAGGGCGCACUGUAGCUACUCCUUUGGGCUGUCUUCCAGCCGUCGCCCUUGGGUCCCCGGGGCUUUCCAGAGUGAAAUCGAAGGUGAAAGAAACAAGAGGGCGGGAGGCUGGUAGGAGGAGCCUCCAGGCUGGGGGGGGUGGGAGGAGCCUCCAGCCCGAGGGGCAGGGUAGGAGGAGCCUUCCGGGAGGAUCUGGGUGGAGAAAGGGGCUGGGCCAAGCCGGGAUGGAGGGUUGGUCACGCAGGCGCUGGGGGCCGCGUCGAGAACCCCACGCGGGAGCUUCUGGAGUCUCCAGCCGCCGCUUCUCACUUCAUUGGAGAAGGCAGCUGGGGCUGGGGCUGGGGCCGGGAGGGAGCUAAUAAACAGUGAAUGUGCAGCAGUCGCCUUGGUGGCCGGAGUCCGCCCGAGCGACACCGGAGCAGUGCGCCCGGGAGGCGGCGAGGGGAGGCGGUUCGCCUUGUCCCUCCCACCCGCGCCUCUUUCUCUCUCUUCCUCCAGCUGGUCCCAGAGCCCGGCUUGGUCCGGUCCCUCUGCCCCCAUCCCGCACCCUUCCACCUCCUCCGAGUCCCACUCCUCACCUAGGACGCCCCAAACUGCCAUGGGUUAGGGUGGGGAUCGCGACCCGCGCGAAAGACCAGCCCUGCGCUUCCGCCGGGGGACGCGGAGCCCAAACGCCGCUCACCGCUUGCGGGCGCCGGGCAUGGGGAGUGUGGUGUGAGCCCGCACCCGGGGAGGACGCAGGAGCUGCGGAGCCGGGCGCGAGGAGGAGGAGAGGAGUCGUGGAUUGGAAGGACCCGAGGGAGGGUGGGGAAGCGAGGGAAAAGUGAAGCUGGGAGGAGAAGGCGGCGGAAGGUGGAGAUUGAUGCUUCUGUUUUUUGUUGCCGCUGCUGCCCUCGCGCUGGGAGCCGAGCCGGAGGGAAGGCGGUGGAGAGAUGAUUGCAGAGUUGGUGAGCAGCGCUCUGGGGCUCGCCUUGUAUCUCAACACCCUGAGUGCGGAUUUCUGCUAUGAUGACAGCCGUGCUAUCAAGACUAAUCAGGACCUUCUCCCAGAAACUCCAUGGACGCACAUUUUCUACAAUGAUUUUUGGGGCACUCUUCUAACCCACAGUGGCAGCCACAAGUCCUACCGGCCACUCUGCACUCUUUCUUUUCGCCUGAACCAUGCCAUUGGAGGGUUGAAUCCCUGGAGCUACCAUCUUGUCAAUGUCCUGUUGCAUGCAGCAGUCACUGGUCUCUUCACAAGCUUCUCCAAGAUCCUCCUUGGUGAUGGAUACUGGACAUUCAUGGCUGGCUUGAUGUUUGCUUCUCACCCCAUUCACACGGAGGCAGUGGCAGGAAUCGUGGGACGAGCCGAUGUCGGGGCCAGUCUCUUCUUUCUCCUCUCCUUGCUCUGCUACAUUAAACACUGUUCUACAAGAAGCUACUCAGCCAGAACCUGGGGCUGGUUCCUGGGGACAGGACUGUGCGCAGGAUGCAGCAUGUUGUGGAAGGAACAAGGAGUGACUGUUCUCGCAGUUUCAGCAGUUUAUGAUGUCUUUGUCUUUCACAGGCUGAAAAUAAAACAGAUAUUACCUACCAUUUACAAAAGGAAGAACUUGUCGCUUUGCCUCAGCAUUAGUUUGUUAAUUUUCUGGGGGUCCUCCCUUUUGGGUGCCCGGUUAUACUGGAUGGGAAACAAACCACCAAGCUUUUCCAACUCAGACAACCCCGCUGCUGAUUCGGACAGCCUCCUCACCCGCACGCUCACCUUCUUCUACUUGCCAACCAAGAACCUCUGGCUGUUGCUAUGUCCAGAUACCCUCAGUUUUGAUUGGUCAAUGGAUGCUGUGCCUCUGCUCAAAACAGUUUGUGACUGGAGAAACCUACACACUGUGGCCUUCUAUACUGGACUCCUCCUCCUUGCCUACUAUAGUUUGAAGAGCCCGAGCGUAGACAGAGAAUGCAAUGGGAAAACUGUAACAAAUGGCAAGCAAAAUGCAAAUGGACAUAGCUGCCUUUCAGAUGUGGAGUACCAGAACUCAGAGACUAAGUCCAGCUUUGCAUGCAAAGUAGAAAAUGGCAUUAAAAACGAUGUAUCACAGAGAACCCAGCUUCCUUCUACGGAGAACAUUGUUGUUCUGUCUUUAUCUUUGUUAAUCAUACCCUUUGUUCCUGCUACAAACCUGUUUUUCUAUGUCGGCUUUGUAAUUGCAGAGCGAGUAUUAUAUAUUCCUAGUAUGGGCUUCUGCCUACUGAUUACAGUGGGUGCUAGAGCCCUUUAUGUCAAAGUCCAAAAGCGGUUCCUCAAGAGCUUGAUUUUUUAUGCUACAGCUACACUAAUUGUUUUUUAUGGACUCAAGACAGCGAUCAGGAAUGGAGACUGGCAGAAUGAGGAAAUGCUGUAUAGAUCAGGGAUAAAAGUAAACCCAGCUAAAGCAUGGGGUAACCUUGGAAAUGUUCUGAAGAGUCAGAGCAAAAUUUCUGAAGCUGAAAGCGCCUAUAGAAAUGCUUUGUACUACCGCAGCAACAUGGCUGACAUGCUUUAUAAUUUAGGGCUACUUCUCCAGGAGAACAGCAGGUUUGCAGAAGCACUACAUUAUUAUAAAUUGGCCAUUGGGAGCAGGCCUACCCUGGCUUCUGCAUAUUUAAAUACUGGUAUUAUUCUAAUGAACCAAGGAAGGACGGAAGAAGCCCGACGGACAUUCUUAAAGUGUUCAGAGAUCCCAGAUGAAAACCUAAAGGACCCUCAUGCACACAAGAGCUCUGUUACCAGUUGUUUGUACAACCUGGGAAAGCUGUACCAUGAGCAGGGACACUAUGAGGAAGCCCUUAGUGUAUACAAGGAAGCAAUUCAGAAAAUGCCAAGGCAGUUUGCCCCACAGAGCUUGUACAACAUGAUGGGUGAAGCAUAUAUGCGUUUAAGCAAACUCCCCGAAGCAGAGCAUUGGUAUAUGGAAUCACUGAGAUCCAAGACUGACCACAUCCCUGCUCAUCUCACCUAUGGGAAGCUGCUAGCUCUAACAGGUCGUAAGAGUGAGGCUGAAAAGCUCUUCUUGAAGGCUAUUGAGCUGGAUCCCACCAAAGGAAACUGUUACAUGCAUUAUGGUCAGUUUCUUCUGGAAGAAGCUCGUCUCAUAGAAGCAGCUGAGAUGGCAAAAAAAGCAGCUGAACUAGACAGCACAGAGUUUGAUGUUGUCUUCAAUGCUGCCCACAUGCUCAGACAGGCUAGCCUCAAUGAAGCAGCCGAGAAGUAUUAUGAUCUGGCAGCCAGGCUGAGGCCUAAUUAUCCGGCUGCUUUGAUGAACCUGGGAGCCAUUCUGCACCUCAAUGGCAGACUCCAGAAGGCCGAGGCCAACUACCUGCGGGCGCUGCAGCUCAAGCCAGACGAUGUCAUCACACAGUCCAAUCUCCGCAAACUGUGGAACAUCAUGGAAAAACAAGGCUUAAAGACUUCUAAGACCUGACACAGGAGGCAGAAGCCCAUCCUCCUCCAUUUUUAAAAGCUGGCUUCCUUAGCAGACAGAACUUCCCAGCAGUGCUAUGACAAGAGCUGGUGUUAGACUUCAAGACCAGGGCAGAGGUCAUUGAGGUCACUACCACUUCUGGAAGAAUCCACUUUGCUGUAGGCACAGCUGUUAACACCAAAAAGCGGAAAGCCGGAAACCUCCUGGAGGAUGUUAUUGUUACCCAUAGACUGUAAACCAGAGCACUUAAAACAGAAUCUUUUGGCAUUCUUAAAAGGGAGGGGUGGGUGUAUAAGUCACAGAUUUUGUUCAUUUUCUGAAAGCUAAUUUCAAAAUUAUCUUGUUCCUUAAACACUGUGAGAGGAAGUCAGAGUGUCCAUUCAGCCAUGGCAAACGAUUAGGGUUAAGUGUUACUAGGGAGUGAUAAACGCAUAGUGUGAGUCCCAGUGAGCCGCUGGUUGUCCUAAUGCUGCUGUCUUCCCUCUUUGGGGCAGCCUGCUUAUCAAUUUCUGAAGCUUAGAACACUUUUUUUAAUACUGUGUCAAGAUCUGUCAGAAUCUGCUAUGUUUCUUGACCAGUGCACAUAAUGUUUUAUGAUUUGGAUGUCAAAGGCUUCAUUCUUUUGGACAUCAUUUGCUUUUUAUGUUCUGAAAAGGGUAUGGAGAGUAGAGCUAACCAUACUUCACACUCGAGUUGUAUGAGGGACUGGGGAGGCCUUAUAUAUGUCAGGCAGGCAUUUUUUAAAUUUUAAUAUUGCCAAUAUUUUCCCCCAAACUGCCCAGUAGAAUUCAUUGUAUUAAUUCUUUUGAAAUUACCUUUAAAAAUGGCUAUUCCUGGAGAAUGUGCAAGCUUACAUAAGGAUAAAGGACAGGGGAGGAGUUUGUAAGCCUUGCAGUUCCGAUAACUAACCAACAGGUUAUUAGACAAAAGGGAAGGUGUUUUGUGCUUCUCAGAUGUUGCCGGUUUAGGAGUGUAUGAUGAUGCUUGCCAGUGAUUUUGUGUUUUGGAAAGGGUAGGUAUCGAAUGUUAAUCACUUUCUAAUAGGUACCUAAACAGCAAUGCUGAUAAAUGUUCAAGGAAUUAUUUUCAUCUUAUUUUGCUCUUCUCAAAAGGCAUCAAAAACAACUUACUUGAAGCUGCAAUAGAGGGUAGCAUUAGCCUGCAUGUUUCUAGGUCUUCUGCCAAGUGCUUUUCUCAGUUGAAAACUAUUUUUCGCUAGCAAAUUUGGCAUUUUAUUUCAUUACCUGUUAGUAACCACUUCAAUGAUCAUUUCACAAGAAAAAGACUAUAAAUUAGGUAGAGAACAACAUUUUUAUUGAACACUUUUUGGCUUGCAAUCAAACUUUGCCACUAAAAAUUAACUUCAUAAAACACUAGUCCAUUAUCAACUUCUUCACAGAGAAAGUAGCUAUAUUAUACCCUACAUAUUUAUUUAUUUAUUAUUCUACUAUAGCAGAAUAACAAAACUUGAUGCAUUAAGCCAGUUCUUUGCAACUGAAAAUUACCUGUUUCUCCUUCCCUUUCACACUCCAUGUAUAUAUGAUCAGCCUCUCCAUUAAAAAGAAGCUGGACAUGCAAAUACAUCAUAUUGUGUUUUCUCCAUAUUUUAUGUUUUUCUAUAUAUCUGAAUACAGUGGGAUAAAUAAUUGAAAGUAGUGUUCCUAUGGCAUUAGUGUUUUCCUGAGAAGGGUAAAUGUAGUGAGAAAGGUUUUUUCAUGGCAUUAAUAAGAAAGCCCUUCUGUAAUAUAUAUGUUAUUUUGUAAACAUUUCACUGAAGGGCCAAAAGUUAAAUUAUAACUAAAUCACUGUGUUUUCAGAAUGAUAUUUAACAACAAACCCGUGGUCAAACCAAAAUAGUGGGUUGAAGUGUAUUAUUCAUCUUUUAGUGCAUUGGCAAUUGCAAAAAAAAAAAAAAGGAAUUUAAUAUAAGGCUAUAGAGAUUAAUUCAGUGUCUAACAUUUGUAUUUAUUUAAAUAGUUAUUGACCUAUGAUGACUUUCUAGUCUUAACAUUUUGUCUUUUUAUUGUUGUUGUUCUUCCUUUCAAAGACCUGGUUCUUAAUAGGUUCACUGAAUGCACAGUUGAGGCACUUCUUGUGACACCAGUUCCCAAGUAGCGUUAAUAAUUGGGCCUGUGUCAUAAAAUGCACGGAUCAUUAAUAACUAAAUGUCCCUGACACUUUUCACUACAGGGCUGGACUUAGUAACUGACCAACUUCGGGGGGAGGGUUGGGGACGAGGGUGGGUGGGCGUCAGAACAUGAUCAGAAAAUGUCUCCGCUCAGGGAUUUAUGGUGGAUUAUUGCAGACAGUGCUAAAAAUAUAGAGCACAAGACAAGUUUACUAAAUUAAAAUUUUAUUUUUUGAGAAACUGUUAUUUGUAUAAAUUAUCAAGAUUUGUAGGCUUUCCUUUUGUAGAAAUAAUUGUUUUAUGUGCCAGAGAAUUUCAAUUUUGUUUUCAACAAUAAAGCAUUCAUAAGAAA
Molecule: messenger RNA, 6113 nt
Organism: Pongo pygmaeus (Bornean orangutan)
Lineage: Eukaryota; Metazoa; Chordata; Mammalia; Primates; Hominidae
Gene: TMTC2
Product: transmembrane O-mannosyltransferase targeting cadherins 2
Exons: 12
Coding region: 1123-3633 (836 amino acids)
Biological process (GO): protein O-linked glycosylation via mannose
Cellular component (GO): endoplasmic reticulum membrane
Molecular function (GO): mannosyltransferase activity; protein binding
Source: RefSeq, a predicted model, not a curated record